Messenger RNA from Penicillium coprophilum, 624 nucleotides. RefSeq lists its product as uncharacterized. The record is from RefSeq and is a predicted model, not a curated record. Bases 1 to 624 code for a protein of 207 amino acids. NCBI's taxonomy places the organism in Eukaryota, Fungi, Ascomycota, Eurotiomycetes, Eurotiales, Aspergillaceae. The transcript is spliced from 2 exons.
AUGCAAAGACAGAUCGUUGGAACGCUCAACGUCCGCGCUCUUGAUCACAUCAAACAAGAUAUACUCGAGCAUCGAAACGACGAAGAGUACGACGUCCUGUACCUGACCGCAGUACCUGAUUCCAGGCACAAUUUUCGUGUGCGUAUCGAGGAUUUUCAAAGUCUCGAUUUCGACAACUCCGAUCAGUGGUCUCAACGUCUCUUAUACGCACUCUACUACUUCAACCAGUCUCACCCUCGUGGAGUGCCAUUUAUCGUCGAUCAAGUCUGCGCCGCGCUAGUGCACGGAGCGUAUAUUCCAAGCAUCGACCAGCGUGACAAUAUUAGUACCUUAAACGCUCGAGCUGGCAACGAAUAUCGCAUUGCAGUCUAUCAAAACGCUCAAUGUACUGGCCAGGUCAUUCCUUACUCUGGCGAUGACGAGGAUUGCCACACUGGUCUCGGUAGCGGCGGUGUCGGAUUGCAGCUCUUGGCUUUAGAUGCUGACGGCCAAAUCGCGUUCUUUGACAAGCCUGAUUGUAACGGUAAUCUUGUGGCCGCCUUCAAUCCAGAUCAGGACCACACCGGAACGGAUUGCAAGCCUCUGCACGGAAUCCCUGUUUCCUUCCGAUUCGAAAACGCUUGA